Molecule: messenger RNA, 1626 nt
Organism: Aspergillus homomorphus CBS 101889
Lineage: Eukaryota; Fungi; Ascomycota; Eurotiomycetes; Eurotiales; Aspergillaceae
Product: putative MFS transporter
Exons: 7
Coding region: 61-1626 (521 amino acids)
Biological process (GO): transmembrane transport
Cellular component (GO): membrane
Molecular function (GO): transmembrane transporter activity
Source: RefSeq, a predicted model, not a curated record
CGAUAUUCCGUGUCCCAAACGGCAUCGGCAACGGCUAGGACUGCGCGAGAGCAAGCAAUCAUGAGCGAUAUCGAGACGGGGUUCAAGGGCGCCAUCCGUGCCCACGAUGUCGAAGACACGCAGUCCUCGAAGGUGUCGAUCGAGGUCGGACAGGAACAUCUUGCUGGCGUCGUGCCGCCUCAUGCGUCGUAUGAGGGCUUCCACCGCUUCGAUCCGACCGCCACCUGGACCGAGAAAGAGGAGCGACGAUUCUUCGGUCUCCAGCUCGACCGUGGCAAUCUGUCAAAUGCAUUGACGGACAACUUCCUCAAAGACUUGAAUAUGUCGAGUAACGAUUACAACAACGGAACCACCAUCCAGCUCGUAUGCUUCUUGUCCGCGGAAUUCCCCGUGCAGCUUCUCAUCAAGAGAUACGGCUUCAAGCGGGUUCUGCCUGUGAUGAUGAUCUGCUGGAGUACCGUAUCCUGGGCGCAGGCCUGGAUGACCAGCCGGGCGGGGUUCUACGUGACCCGCGCAUUGAUUGGGGCGUUUGAGGGCGGCUUCAUCCCCGGAACUAUUUUGUUUGCGACCUACUUCUACAAGACGAAGGAGCUCUCCGUGCGCCUGGGUUUCUUCUGGUCGACGCUAAACGUUGCGCGCAUUAUUUCAUCUCUGCUCGCAGCGGGGAUUCUCGAGAUGCGCGGCAUGCAGGGCAAGCCCGGAUGGUUCUGGCUGUUCCUGAUCGAUGGACUCAUCACCUUCGUUAUCGGCGUCGUCAGCCUCUUCUACCUCCCCAGCUCACCGACCAACACCACGAGCCUCCUCUGCCCUAAGACCUGGUACACGGAACGCGAAGAAGUGAUCAUGAUCAACCGCCUCCUCCGCGACGACCCCUCGAAAGGCCUCACACACAUAAACGAGUCAGCAACAGUGCACGACAUCCUCUCAGCAUGGAAAGACCCAUCAAUGUGGGGCCUCUACCUGAUCGGACUGGUCGCCUACAUCCCACAAGGGCCGGUAUCAUCAUACCUGUCGCUAACGCUGAAGAGACUGGGCUUCACGACGUUCCAGUCGAACAUGCUCUCGAUCCCGUCGGCGGCGCUGCAGAUCAUCCUGAUGCUGCUCCUGUGCAAGAGCAGCGACUACUUCGGCGACCGCACGUGGCACAGCCUACUCGGCGAAUUCUGGUCGCUGCCGCUGCUGGUCGCGCUGCUGUGUCUCCCCGCCGGCGGCGACAAUUGGGCCCGCUUCGCCAUCACCACCCUGAUCUCCGGGUAUCCGUACUUCCAUCCGAUCGUCUCGGCGUGGAUCUCGGAGAAUACCUUCGACGUUAAGAAGCGCGCUAUCACGGCGGCCACCUAUAACGUUAUCGUGCAGGUGGGGUCGAUUAUCUCGUCGCGUGAGUCCAUGAUCUACCGCUCAAGUGAUUCCCCCUACUACUACACCGGUAACAAGGUCCUCGUCGCGCUGUGCGUCUUCUCCAUGGCUGUCUUCGUCGCCCAGCGCGAGUAUCUCCGGUACCUGAACCGGCAGAAGGAGAAGAAGUGGGCUCUCAUGUCGCAGGAGGAGCGCAUCCUCUACCAGGCUGAUAAGGAGACGAGAGAGAGAGAAGGGAACAAGCGGCUUGACUUCCGCUUCAAGUAUUAG